UCACCGACGCCCGUCUGUGGCACGCCCUUAUAUUGGCGCCUGAGUGAGGGCGCUUGCCUGCGUAGCUGUGUGCUGUGAGUGAGGACACAAAAGGCCGUUGCAAAGCGGGGUAGGUCGCUGAUGUAGGAUUUGUUCUAUAAGAUCAAAUACACGCACUGCUUUGUCAAGGCGCCGCACGGAACCAAAAUUAAACAGAAAGAAAGUCAGAGACUCAUGGACAUCCACGAGUAAAAGGAAGGAAAACAAGAAGACGGAGAAAAAAGAGAACAAAAAAAUCAAAGGCACCAUCUACCUGUGCGUAAAACAGGUGGCGUAGGCGGUACCAUCGCCGGGAGGCGAGCCAGCUGGAGAAAGAACCAACAGGUGGCUGAGCACUGCAGGCGUUCAUCAUAUCGCCUCAGAAAAGUGUGGUGUUUCCCCUGUCGCGUGUGCCCACCCGCCGCCAUCGGGGGAAAGGGCAAGGGCAAGGCGAUCCCGCGGAAGACCAUGGAGGAUGACAUGGACGACUUCAGCCUCCACGUGCAGCGCUAUCGGCCGGAGGAACUGGAUAAGCUCGCCAAAACGACCAAAUUCUCCAGGAAGGAAAUCCAACUUAUCUACAGAGGGUUCAAGCAGGAAUGCCCAACGGGACUCAUUGACGAGGAAGGAUUUAAAGGAAUUUUUUCUCAAUUUUUCCCUCUUGGAGAUGCAACACACUACGCCCACUACGUCUUCAACACCUUCAAGAGAAACAACCAAGGCCAGAUAAGCUUCGAAGACUUCCUGGCUUCGCUGUCGACGGUGUCCCGCGGGACGACGCAGGAGAAGCUGCAGUGGAUCUUCGGCCUCUACGACGUGAACAACGACGGCCUCAUCACCAAGACCGAGAUGGUGGACGUCGUCACCGCCAUCUACGAGAUGAUGGGCCGCUCCACCGAGCCGCAGGUGGAGGAGACGUCCGCCAAGGAGCAUGUGGAGAAAAUAUUUCAUCUGAUCGACACGAACCAAGACGGCGCCAUCACCAUCGAGGAGCUGGCCGAAUGGGUGUCCCGCGACGACACCAUCAUUCAGAGCCUCAGCAUGAUGGACACCGUACUCUACACUCGUCGAGAUCGCGGUGCUGACGGCGCCCCUCCGCCCACACGCCCGUCGCUCAGCCAGCCUUGA
Messenger RNA from Penaeus chinensis, 1146 nucleotides. Its product is annotated as Kv channel-interacting protein 2-like. The transcript is spliced from 6 exons. Gene Ontology annotation, molecular function: calcium ion binding. The record is from RefSeq and is a predicted model, not a curated record. NCBI's taxonomy places the organism in Eukaryota, Metazoa, Arthropoda, Malacostraca, Decapoda, Penaeidae. The coding region runs from base 487 to 1146 and encodes 219 amino acids.